UCCACCUACUGUGUGUGUGUGCUCGUUGACCACUCCAGUGAGAGGAACAGUGUUUAGGGAUCGCUAUAUAUACCGCAGCCCGUCGCGUCUCUUCUUAGUCACUGGAGCUUUUACGCACGAAAGCCAUCGCCUCUUCCCACCGAUCCAGCUGUGAUAAUAAUGUCUCACGGAUGGGGAUACGGAGCACAUAACGGACCACACACAUGGCAUGAGAAGUUUCCGAUAGCUAAUGGACCCCGCCAGUCUCCCAUUGACAUUGUGACUGGUGAGGCUCAGUAUGACCCUGAGCUCAAGCCACUCACACUGCAUUAUGAUCCAUCAGUAUCACUGGACAUCAUCAACAAUGGCCACUCCUGCCAGGUCACUUUUGCAGAUGAUGAGGACACAGCAACUCUGACAGGGGGGCCAAUAACCGGCACCUACAGACUGAAACAGUUCCAUUUUCACUGGGGAUCAAGCGAUGAUAAGGGCUCCGAGCACACAGUUGAUGGAAAAAUGUACCCUGCUGAACUUCAUCUAGUUCACUGGAAUACUACAUAUCCCAACUUUGGAGAAGCUGCGAGCACGUCUGAUGGCCUUGCUGUAGUUGGAGUCUUCUUGGAGAUUGGCGAUGAAAACCCUCGACUCCAGAAGGUCCUUGAUGCACUGGAUGCCAUUAAAGGAAAAGGAGCACAGACUUUAUUUCCAGACUUUGACCCCACUAUCCUGCUGCCUAGCACUCUGGAGUACUGGACAUAUGAUGGCUCUUUGACCACGCCCCCUCUACUCGAGAGUGUUACAUGGAUCGUUUGCAAGAAGUCAAUCAGUGUCAGCUCUGCACAGAUGGAGAAAUUCCGUGGCCUGUGCUUCUCGGCAGAGGGCGAGCAUGAGUAUUGUAUGGUGGAUAACUACCGCCCACCACAGCCUCUGAAAGAUCGUAAAGUCCGCACAUCUUCUGCAUGAGCUGCUCCUGUAUUCUUAAGCACAUCCCGGCCCUUUUCAUGUUGUUUUGUUUGUACAUAAGAGUAAUAUUUCCCUGCCAUCUGGCAAGAGCACUACUGAAUCUUUGUUUUCUUUUGCGUUCCACUUUUUAUAUAUAGAGUAGAUAGUCAUAAGAAGAUUAAUAUGCUUCUGUGCAAUGGGGGUAGGCCACUCGGCCCAUCGUAAUCACAAUUCACCAAAACAUACACACAAAUAAACCAAAAGUCCAACACUAUGCUGCAGGAAUAUUUUUAAAAAGUGGGCCAUCCGUCAUGGCUACUGUCAGUAAUCUCUUUCUGCCUGCUUCAGGAUCAUGGCAGCUUUUAGCAGAAACCAUCACAAUAUCCUUAAAAAUAUCUCUUUCACAGAUACUGUACUGUGCAAGCGUUUCAGUUGUGCAGUUUUCUAAGGAAAUCAGUACUUAUUAAUCAGUAGUUCCAGGUUUCUUGGAGAACUUGAUACUCUUCUUCUUCUUGGUCUAUUACCUACUAUGGUCCAAAUCAUGAAUCAAAUUUAAAAAAAAAAUCUUUGUAGCAUUGAUUUUUUUUUAAACAAAAAAAGUAAUCUUUCGAAAUCUAAUUUUUCUUUUCCAUUGAUACUAAUGCAAUAAACACAACACAGGCAACAUAAGACAAAAUGCAUAUAAAAUGUGUUGCCUAAAACAUUUGCACAGUACCGUAUGUGUGUCAUGGUAUCAUACCUACGCUGAAAAACACACACACGUACAAUAUCUGCACAAGUCCCUCAGAGGAGAAGUGUAGGGUAUGUUUGAGUAUGGAAUCCUCAAAACGGAAGUGUGCUUUGAAUUUGAUGUCUUCUAGAGCAGCUUAGAAUGAACUGUGAACUUUGUGUGAAAGCGUAUGUACUGUAGUGUAUGUUCAGUUUCUUAUGAUUCCCUAAAGAUAUCUAAUGAACACAUAGUUGCUGGUGAGUUGUGCUUAAAGGAAGGGCUCGUGCACUAAAAAAGCAUACUAUUUUACUACAGAUUGCAGUCAGCUCACCAAAACACAUUCAUUCAGCAAAAUAUAAUGUUUUGAAAGUUUCCUUCCUUUUCUUGUCAUGGGACCAGAGAAUUUGUGGUGAUUAGUUGAACUGAAAGUAUCCAAUGUGUUGAUCGUAUUAGAUUUGGAAUGAAUGUGACUUAGCAUAAUGUAGUUAGAACUACGUUAUGCUAAAUUAUUCAAAGAUUUUAAUUAAAAAUGUUAUAUUAAAUUAUUAAUUAUUAAUAUUAGUUUUUGUGCAGUAAAUAAGACAGCUAAUAAAAAACAAAUAAUUGCCAUGCUAAACUGUUUAAUUUAUAUUUAUAUGAAUUAAAAUAUUUAAAUAAAUGCUUAGCAGGUGA
Molecule: messenger RNA, 2302 nt
Organism: Neoarius graeffei (lesser salmon catfish)
Lineage: Eukaryota; Metazoa; Chordata; Actinopteri; Siluriformes; Ariidae
Product: carbonic anhydrase 2-like
Exons: 7
Coding region: 160-942 (260 amino acids)
Biological process (GO): carbon dioxide transport
Cellular component (GO): cytoplasm
Molecular function (GO): carbonate dehydratase activity; zinc ion binding
Source: RefSeq, a predicted model, not a curated record